Aspergillus bombycis is the source of this 1062-nucleotide messenger RNA. RefSeq lists its product as uncharacterized. The record is from RefSeq and is a predicted model, not a curated record. NCBI's taxonomy places the organism in Eukaryota, Fungi, Ascomycota, Eurotiomycetes, Eurotiales, Aspergillaceae. Bases 1 to 1062 code for a protein of 353 amino acids. The transcript is spliced from 2 exons.
AUGAUCCUCAAUCUUCCUCUGCUUGUCGUUCUAUCGGGUGUUGGGGUCACCUGGGCUGCCUCGUCGUCCAAUUGCUUGUCGGGCUCCAGCUUCGACACAUGCUGUUCUGAUCGAGACGCUGUGGGCAAGGGCACCGUUGAUGAUGUUGUCAUGAACUAUGCCUGCGGAACAUAUGCUAAAUAUGAGACAGCAGGCUAUGGAACGGUGCAUAAGGGCGCCGCCAAUGCCAAAGAAUGCGCCGGGCUUUGUGCUCGUGACACUUCUUGCCAGGCCGGUUUCUGGUCUAAAGUGGGCUCCAAGUGCUACUUAUUGAAUGAUAGGAGCUACAAGACAUAUCACAACAAAGGCACAUUCUUGUUGUUCGAGAAAACCACCGAGGAUCCAGAACCUGUCAAUGAAUGCAAGGAUCAAGUCGAAUCCGCCACCUCCCAGUGCAAUGCUGAGAAGGAUAAGAUCAAACAACAGGGCGCACAGAUGUUGAAGAAGCUCCAGGAUGACAAGGACCAAGCUAUCAUCCAGGCCGGAUCCAAGUGCGAGGCUGAAAAAGAAGCCAUCCGCAAAGAGAAUGCCCAAAUGGCAGAGCAGGCCAGCAAGCAGUGUGAGGCUGACAAAGAUCAGCUUCGCCAGCACGCAGCGACCGCAGCAAGUCAAUACGAAAAGGAAAAAGCAGAUCUCCAGGCCCAGUUGGCCCAGUGCCAGGCAAACGUGCCCGCGCCAAAACCCGUCCCGGUUAUAGAUCCGAACUGCGAAGCGAAUAGCUGGGUGAGCAUGUGUUCUAGUUGCUCCCAAGAUACAUUUGUUAUCGACGGAAAGGAAUUCAAGAAAAAGUGUGGUGUUCGCACUGUUGGCGCUCGUGAGGAACAAUGGCUGUAUCGGGCCUCCCUCAUUGCGUGUAUGAAGGAGUGUGCAGGUAGGAAUGAUUGUCUGGGCGUCGGUUGGAGGGCCGCAGAAGGAGUCCACGGACACUGCCAUGCCCACAUAAGCAUAGGACGCGGUCUCAGGAACGUCCCUAACUGGAAUGAACAUCUUGUCUACAUGCCAGAGAGAGUGACUCCUUACUAA